This is a messenger RNA of Nicotiana tabacum (common tobacco), 423 nucleotides long. RefSeq lists its product as uncharacterized. The record is from RefSeq and is a predicted model, not a curated record. NCBI's taxonomy places the organism in Eukaryota, Viridiplantae, Streptophyta, Magnoliopsida, Solanales, Solanaceae.
AUGAAGAUACCUGAAGCAUUCAUAGAGUUUUAUACUGACUUACUGGGAACGAACCAGGAAGACAGGGCUCGUGUAAAUAGCUACUUGGUUAAGCAAGGUCCUCAGUUAAUGAGGAGCAAAGGAAUGGGAGAAUGGAAAUUAGUGGAACUGAUCCUCAGUGGGCUCAAAACAUUCUCACAAGUAUCUGGAUUGAACACAAAUGCAGCCAAGUCGAAUAUCUAUAUGGAAAAUAUAGAGACACAAUGCCUCCAGGAUAUCUGUGAGCUAACAGGGUAUCAGCAAGGAACACUGCCUUUUAGAUAUCUUGGUGUGCUAAUUUCUUCUAAGAAGCUAUCAGCCACAAAUUGUGAAAUGCUAGUGGACAAACUAGCAAUAAAAGUAAGAACAUGGGGUACUAAACACCUAUCCUUUGCUGGUAGGUAG